GCCGAAGUUGACUUGAUGUGUUCGCAGUCAGCAGUGGCGCUCCUUCCACUCCACCACCGAUUCCUUACGUGGCUGUCUCUCAUCGAGCACUUGUAGUCGCAAUUGGGUUAGCUGUGACCGCGUUGCGCAAUUGUUCGCCGCCAUGAACGGCUAUGUGCAGGACCAGGGCUAUGUGCAGGACCAAGGCUAUGUGCAAGACCAGGGCUACGCGCAGAACCAGAGCUACGGGCAAAAUCAGAGCUAUGUGCAGGACCACAGCUACGCGCAGAAGCUCGACGAGGAUGCGUUUGGGCCGUCCAAGGGCGGCAUUGUGAGCAGCUUCGACGCUUUUCCCAAAACCAAGAAGACGUACCUCGUCCAGGGCCGCAACUCGUCCGCCUGGACCGUCACGCUCAUCCUCACGUGCAUCUGGCUGGCCUGGACCGAGACGUCGCGCUGGUUCACCGGCACGACGACGCAGACCUUCUCCGUCGAGAAGGGCGUCUCGCACGACAUGCAGAUCAACCUCGACAUCAUCGUCGGUAUGCGCUGCGCCGACCUGCACGUCAAUAUGCAAGACGCGGCCGGCGACCGCACCCUCGCCGGCGACCUGCUGCGCAAGGACGCAACGAGCUGGGCGCAGUGGACGGGCAAGAACGCCGAGAAGGGCGUGCAUGAACUCCACGCCGACGACAUCGGCCAGGGCUGGCAGAUGGACGACCUCGAGGUGCACAACCACCUCAAUGCCAAGCAGAAGAAGAAGUUCUCCAAGACGCCGCGCAUCAAGGGCGCCACCGACUCGUGCCGCAUCUUCGGCAGCCUCGACGGCAACAAGGUCCAGGGCGACUUCCACAUCACCGCCCGCGGCCACGGCUACAUGGAGUUCGGCGAGCAUCUGGACCACAAGUCAUUCAACUUCUCCCACAUGGUCCGCGAGCUGUCCUUCGGCCCGUACUUCCCCUCCAUGGACAACCCGCUCGACAACACCAUCGCCCUGACCCCGACCCCGGACGACCACUUCUACAAGUUCCAGUACUACAUCUCCAUCGUGCCCACCAUCUACACCGACAGCCUGCGCGCCAUGCGCGCCCUCGACAGCGCCGACAGCGCCGCCACCGCCGGCCUGUUCGCGCAGCACGCGAUCAAGACGAACCAGUACGCCGUGACCUCGCAGUCGCACACGGUGCCCGAGCAGAGCGUGCCCGGCGUCUUCGUCAAGUUCGACAUCGAGCCCAUCACCCUCAGCGUCGUCGAGGAGUGGGGCGGCUUCUGGCCGCUCGUCGUCCGCCUCGUCAACGUCAUCAGCGGCGUCAUGGUCGCCGGUGGCUGGGCCUGGCAGAUGUACGAUCUUGCCCUUGAGGUCUGGGGCAGGAGGGCAAGGCGGGCGCGCGACUUGGGCGUCUUGGGCACCCCGGCCAUGGAGAAGAAGAGCUGGGAUUAGAGGAGGGAGAGGAUUGAAUAUGUGGCAUUUCAUUCAAGAUUAGACAUGUGGCAUUUCACUCAAGAGUGAACGUGUGAUUGCAUUUCAGGCGUUGAUGAUUGUGUGUCGGCGUUUAGGUUGUUUUGCGAGUCAAUGCAUAUUCACAUGACGACAGCGAGUCCGACGUGCAACGUCGCCGCGCAUUGUCAGCCUUGAUCCAAC
This is a messenger RNA of Didymella exigua CBS 183.55, 1621 nucleotides long. RefSeq names its product DUF1692-domain-containing protein. Gene Ontology annotation, biological process: retrograde vesicle-mediated transport, Golgi to endoplasmic reticulum; endoplasmic reticulum to Golgi vesicle-mediated transport. The record is from RefSeq and is a predicted model, not a curated record. The transcript has 3 exons. Gene Ontology annotation, cellular component: endoplasmic reticulum; endoplasmic reticulum membrane; Golgi membrane. Bases 143 to 1420 code for a protein of 425 amino acids. Lineage: Eukaryota; Fungi; Ascomycota; Dothideomycetes; Pleosporales; Didymellaceae.